Messenger RNA from Paramisgurnus dabryanus, 5547 nucleotides. It is a transcript of the gene mlip, whose product is annotated as muscular LMNA-interacting protein. The record is from RefSeq and is a predicted model, not a curated record. Lineage: Eukaryota; Metazoa; Chordata; Actinopteri; Cypriniformes; Cobitidae.
ACUUCAAAGUUAUCCCAGCUCUAAACGCUUUCACUCGUGUGAAGACGUCUAAAGCAGCAGGUGGGAGAAUGGCAGCAUAGGAGCCUCUACACAAACUUACAGAACAAACACAAACAUGGCCUUGGAACAGCCACAUGGGAUCUUUGGAAAGGUCACUACUGUAUUUGCAACAAAGCUUAAGUCAUUUUCCUUUGUGCCGCUUCUGAAAAGAUUGCCUGUUGAGAACCGAGCUAUACCAACCUGGACAAAGGUACUCCAGAGCAGCAAACCAAAGAUUUCACAAGAGCCAGGGGAUUCCGAAUUAAGCAAGACUGAUACAAGCAUCUACAAAACUAAUGUUUACAACCAAGACCAUGAGGAGGAAGAGCUUGGAGAAACGUUUAAGAUGGCGAUUCAAAGUGAGAUACAGCCAACUGACUCUUUACAACCUAACUCACCCACCAAGCUAGCUGGGCCUUAUGUUGAAUCUGAUAGCAUAACUCCUAAGCCUAGCCCUGUCCCCAUGGAAACCAUUGAUAACAAAUACCAUGGGAUUUCUCAUCUAAGCUUUCAUAACACUUCGAUGGGUGCUGAGUUCAGGCCUGGUCUGGUUUUAAAUAGCCCAUCCCAAAGAGAGGAGGUGCUUAGCCCUGUCAGCUCUGUUGACUUAUUCACCUCCCCUGCUUCCUCUAAGGAGUCUAUUCUCUCUGAGGGCUGGGACAAAGAGAGGAGUUGGUCAGCACUUCACAUGUUGUCAGGUGAUGCUUCUCCUGCCCUACUAAGUCGAACUCUCUCCCCAUGUUCUUCUGUAAGAUCAGGGGCCUUCACACCCUCAGUGAUGAGAAUUAAGCGGCAUGCCUUGGCUCCGGGUUCCAGCUUGCUGCAGAUGUCAUCCACUUGUGGAACACCCUCUUGUGACAGUCGAACAACCUCACCUUGUCCAUUGUCGCCCCGAGCCAGACACAGGCCCCCACCAACCCAACUCUCCCUGCUGACAGCCAUCCUCCGGAAAGGUCGCCUGCCUGUCCUGUCCUCUGCUUUUCAGAGACCCUACACGCCCUGCUGGCCUAUCUCUUCAUUUAGCAUGUCAUCCUGUUUAGCAUGUUCAGCUGCUUCUGCUGUUGCACCCAUAAAUGUGUCCAAAGCAAAGACUUGUUCCUCUGUAGAUAGACCCUGCAGAGAGUCUUGCCAGAAUCUGCCUGACCACAGUUCUCUGACAAUAACAUCAUUAGCCAGUGCACCUGACAAAGAGCCGCCAAAAUCACUAGAAAGACUUAUCUCUUGCCGACAUGUUGCUGGGAAUAGUAGCAUUGCCUUACCUACAGAAUGCAGUCAUUUGACUUCAAGAAAACCAGGACACAAGGACAAUUGUUUACCUACAGUUCCUGGCCCUCUCUCUUGUACCUCCUUUUCCCACACGAGGUCUUUGUCUCCUAAAUCGAACACUUUGCCCUGUUACAGCUCUGACCAGCCUCCAUUAAUGUCAUGGGAUCGCAUUGCUUCUGUGGAUCCUAAUAAGUCUUUGGCCUCAUCCAUUUUUAGUGAUGACCUAAAAUCACACACUUUGUCUGAAAAAGAUUUUUUAACACUAAACCAGGGACAGCAGUCAUCUGAUCUCUCUGCUGAGCUAUCUCUAAAAGACAAAGGAAGUUCAUCUGACCAUUUUGUCAGCUACUCAUCAAAACCGGCUCGUAGUUCAUUUGAAACUUCCUUCUUUCCAACUCCGAAAUCACGCGAAUCACACGAUAACUCUUCACCCUUGGAUUUAAGAAACACAACGAACAAAUCAGAUACCCUCCACCAAAAUGGCUGCAAAAGUGAUGUUGAAAGAGUAUGCCUGUCAUCCCCAGCAUUUAGACUGUCUCCCUCUCCCAGACCUGUAGGUCUCACCUGUCUGUCCUAUACCCCGUCAACCUCUCCUGCUUAUCCCUCUGCCCAACUGUACUCCUCCACCCCUGAGCGCUGCACACGUUCCCCAGCAGUCCCAAGCCGCACGCUCUCUGCUUCACCCUCAUACUCUCUCUGUUCAUCACCCUCUCCUUCCUUAUGGAGUAGCACAUCAGACUGCACAGAUGGUAAAAAUAGAAAGAAAUACAAGAUCAAAUCCACUUAUAAGGCACUCGCCGCUAUUCCUACAAAUACGCUACUUCAGGAACAGCAGGCCAUAGAUGAUGAUGUCAACAAAAAUGAGGCUUCCUUCAGCCUAGCGAACAGCUAUGCGUGGGAGGACCCACAUUCAGAGAUGUGUUCUCCAGCACAGCUACGUCAGCAGUCUGCAGAAUUGUAUGCCACCAUUGACGAAGUUCUAGAAGACCCCAUUCAAGAACAUCAAUCGCACCAUGUGAAAAAAGCCACUGAGUGGUCUACGGCAGCAGAGGCACCUUGGACAUCAUCGCCAUCUCCAAAACCGUUGGGAAGGGAAACAAAAUAUGCAAAUCCUCAGCUUCAAACUUCUGCAUUUACUGCUAAAACUCUGACGAAGCCUGGAGUUAUUAAACCUGUCACUGUAACAUGCAGAUUAACUGACAAUAAGGAUGUUGAAGAAUUACACCCAAAUCCCUUCAUAAGCUCUCAAGGAAGCUUUCCCUCUCGGUACCAAUACAAGUUUGUCAGAAACACAGUCUUGGGUGCAGAUGGCAGAAGUUCAUCAGACCAGCAGUCAGAUGGCAGAGCGGGACCCUCUCCCGAAAGACAAGCAGACUCAAAGACAAUCCUUGCACCUCUGAUCACGGAGAGAAGGAGCUCCCCGAACAAUAUUCAGACAUCCAUCAACACCCUUGAGAGACAUUUGAAGUUUUAUAAAAACGUCUGAAGAAAUGAACCCAUGACCUCUGCACUGCUAGCACAAUGUUCUACCAACCAAGCUACAGGAACUUAAAUGAAAAAUGCCUAAAUCUCGAAAGACUUGUACAGAAGUCUUCUGAACCUGUGAGAUAGCUUUGUGUGAGAAACCAAAUUAAAUUUCAUGAAGGCUGAAACUGAGAAAUCCUCCACUUCACCAUAGCUCUCAGGAAUUCUAUUUUGCAGAUGUAAGGCAUUUUAAUAAGUUAUGAGAGACAUGCUAAUUAAGUGCCCCAUUAAACCUGUCACAAGACGUGCUGACACACCAUUUUUAAAUAUAGGUAAAUACACAUGAUUUCCAGGUAAUAAACUGAAGGUUUGUCUAGAUCAUAUCUAGAUUUCACCCUAAAAUCAAAUGCGCAAAAUAAGAAAUAUAAGCCAAUAUCAUUGCCACAAGACCACACGAGUGGUCCUCUGGGCUGUCAGAGGUGUCCCAUACACUAGUGUUUUCAAUAGUGUCUUGUGAAGAAAAGUAAAGUACCUAACUAUACAUCAAUAUAGCGAUUUUACUGCUUUAAAAAUAGAUUUUAACCGAACUGAAACAGUAUCUGUUGAGAUGUACUUUUGAAAUAAAUGAAAGAAAUGAGAGUGGGGGAAAAUGUGGAUGUAUUACAGUAAUGUAAUAUUUGGGGGCUGAUAUGUGAGAUUUACCCAAAAAGAACCAGUGAAAUACAUGUAUAAUGCUAUACAUGUACCGAAAAUCAGAAUGAGGAAGAAAGGGUAUUUAAGUGACUUUGAACGUGGCAGGGUUGUUGGUGCCAGAUGGGCUUGUCUGAGUAUUUCAAAAAUUGCUAAUCUACUGGGAUUUUCACGCACAACCAUUUCAAGGGUUUACUGGAAAAUAUCCAGUAAGUGGCAGUUGUGUGAAAAAAAUGCCUUGUUGAUGUCAGAGGAAAAUGGGCAGACUGAUUUGAGAUGAUAAAAGGCAAAAGUAACUCAAAUAACCAUACGUUACAACCAAGGUAGGCAAAAUAUAAUCUCUGAAUCCACAACACAUUGAACCUUGAAGCAAAUGGGCUACAUCAGCAGAAGACCACACUGGGUCCCACUACUGUCAGCUAAAAACACGAAAUUGAGGCUACAAUUGGCACUGGUUCACCAAAAUUUGGACUAUAGAAGAUUGAAAAAAAAAUGUUGCCUGGUCUAAUGAGUCUCGAUUUUAGCUGCGCCAUUCAGAUAUUAGAGCCAGAAAUUGCCAUAAACAAAAUGAAAGCAAGGAUCCAUCCUGCAAUGUAUCAACGGUUCAGACUGGUGGGGGUCUUCUAAUGGUGUGGGGGAUAUUUUCUUGGCACACUUUGGGUCCCUUAUGGUGCUUUUCCAUGCAUAAUACCCCACAGGUUGGGUCAGGUCUGGUCAGCUCACAUCACUUUGGCUUGGUUAGCUUUUCCUUUGAUUUUAGUAACACUUUCGGAGUGGGAGAGAUUAUAGGCGUGACGUUAUAUUUGCGCUGCCUACUGCUGUGACAUCAUAGAAGUGAGAGCGUCAAUGUACAUUCCCAUACAUUUAUUUUUUUUCUCAGUUCACCACAAAAUUAAAAUUGACCACCACAAAUAGAUGUUUGCAAAUCGCCUUUAUCACUACCUCUGAUUCACAUAAGUUUCUGUACAAACACUGGUGGCUUCAGUCGACACGCUCCGCAGAGCCUCAUUUAAGUUGCAUUUAAGCAAAUAUGCGGACUUGCGCAUCGCGAAUGUGCUGCCACAAACUGCAAGUCUGGAAAAAACUGUUAUGGUGUUUGUGAUUCUCAACCUGUGGAUGUUUUUCAUUGCUAAAAGGGAGUUGUGGAAUUUACAGCAAAGCACAAAUGACAAUAGUUUUACUCGAGACAGCGUAAGCUAGAAUAAAGGUAAAACUAAUCUUUUACAUUAUCGCGAUGAUGCUGGUAGUGAUGAUUCUCUCAGAUCAAUCAGUGUUUUUUGUGUCACGUUUUGGUAUCAGCUCGGGUCGCUUGAAACCCCAAACGAGGUGGUACUACAAAAAGUAUUGUGUACUACGUACUGCACCCAGUGGAAAAGCCCUCAAAAGUAAGUUUACCCGACCCAAACCAAACCGUGGGGUACUAUACAAUGGAAAAGCACCAUGAGGACCAACUGAGCAUUGUUGAAAUGCCACGGUCAGUGCAGGUUGAUGUAAGUUUUUGAAUAAUGGACUUUGCAUGUAACGUAAUCAUGACAAAAAUAUGAUGUAUUGGGGUUGAUAGGAUGCACGAGUGUUGCUGCGAUUAUGCACAAAGGGAACUUCUGGUCUGUGUUUUUUAUCAGUCUGGCUAGUGAGUAAACUUGAAAAAAGUUUUGGUUUCCUAAAGACGAGGAGACAGUGAGCAUAGAUCACUGCUGUGUGGAUUUGGCAACCAGGCAAGAAUGUAAGGACCUGUAGCCAACAUUGUAUACAUUUAUUUUACACAGUAACGUUAGCUCAGUGUAAUGGUUGAUACGCUUUAGCUAUGAUUUGAAGAAGGUCAUUUACUUUAUAUUUUUUUCUUGUUCUCUAAAGGGACUCUGAUGUUAUUGUUUCUUUGAGGAAGUUUUCCGAAGGUUACGUUUGGGAAGUUACUGUAUAUAAAGAAAUUUACAAAAAGGCAUAACAUUGAUCUUUUCACCUCCUUAUUGAGGGAUAAUGAAGAAUUUAAUCCUAGAACCUUCUCCAAAUGUACCUUCAAAACACAAACUGUAUUAGGGCAAAAUUGCUUGGUCAUAUUUUAUUCAAAUAAAAAACAGUCAUGUCUGA